Molecule: messenger RNA, 2576 nt
Organism: Cydia fagiglandana
Lineage: Eukaryota; Metazoa; Arthropoda; Insecta; Lepidoptera; Tortricidae
Product: zinc finger protein 853-like
Exons: 19
Coding region: 1-2283 (760 amino acids)
Biological process (GO): regulation of transcription by RNA polymerase II
Molecular function (GO): DNA-binding transcription factor activity; RNA polymerase II cis-regulatory region sequence-specific DNA binding
Source: RefSeq, a predicted model, not a curated record
AUGAAAUAUCAUACUAAUCCCGAAUUCUUGGACACUGGGGAGUUCAUGAUGAAACGGAGCCUCCUGUCGAAGAGCAAGCGUGCAAUCAUUGUCCGCAGCCCGGCCGGCACCACGGAGUACCGCUGCGUGGAGUGCCCCAUGGGCUUCAACGACAAGGCUGGUAUGGAGCAGCAUUUGGCUGUCCAUAAUCAGGAGUACAGGUUUCUUUGCGGAAUCUGUGGAACUGCACUAAAACGCAAGGAGCACUUAGACCGCCAUACCCUGGAACACAAAGAAGUGCGGCCUCACAUCUGCCCGGACUGCGGCAAGGGCUUCAAGAGGAAGGAGCACCUUAACAUACACCGCACCAUACAUAGCGGGGAGAAGAACCACAUAUGCCCACUCUGCGACAAAUCAUUCUACAGAAAAGACCACCUCCAAAAGCACCUUCAAACACACAACAAAAUGUUCAUUGAACAGAACAUUUACCCCGUGAGUGACCAGGAGCUGCUCGGCAUCAAACAGGAGGUCACUGAUGAGGAACAAGACGCCGUUAUGACAGAGCCGACAGAGAACAUUUACCCCGUGAGUGACCAGGAGCUACUCGGCAUGAAACAGGAGGUCACUGAUGAGGAACAGGCAGACGACGUUAUGACAGAGCCGACAGAGAACAUUUACCCCGUGAGUGACCAGGAGCUACUCGGCAUGAAACAGGAGGUCACUGAUGAGGAACAGAACAUUUACCCCGUGAGUGACCAGGAGCUACUCGGCAUGAAACAGGAGGUCACAGAUGAGGAACAAGCAGACGACGUUAUGACCGAGCCGGCAGAGAACAUUUACCCCGUGAGUGAUCAGGAGCUACUCGGCAGGAAACAGGAGGUCACUGAUGAGGAACAGGCAGACGACGUUAUGACAGAGCCGACAGAGAACAUUUACCCCGUGAGUGACCAGGAGCUACUCGGCAUGAAACAGGAGGUCACAGAUGAGGAACAAGCAGACGACGUUAUGACCGAGCCGGCAGAGAACAUUUACCCCGUGAGUGACCAGGAGCUACUCGGUAUUAAACAGGAGGUCAUUGAUGAGGAACAGGCAGACGACGUUAUGACAGAGCCGACAGAAACCAUUUACCCCGUGAGUGACCAGGAGCUACUUGGCAUUAAACAAGAGGUCACUCAUGAGGAACAAGACGCCGUUAUGACAGAGUACCCCGUGAGUGACCAGGAGCUACUCGGCAUUAAACAGGAGGUCACAGAUGAAGAACAAGACGCCGUUAUGACAGAGAUUUCCGACGCGGGCCUGGGCCAGCCAGCGGACCCGGAGCGGCCCCACAUCUGCCCCAUCUGCCACAAGGGGUUCAAGCGGAGAGACCACCUCAAGCUGCAUAGCGUCAGCCACCUGGCGAGGGACAAGCUCUGCCCACACUGCGGGAAAGCGUUUCGAACAGACGACCAGGUGAAUAACCACAUGAUAACACACGUUAAACUGGACUCCCCGGCCAGCGAGGAGCCCUGCCUGAUGGAAGACGAAGAUGUACAGCAAGAAGAAGACUCCCUCCUGAUUCCCCGCGUGUCGAUGCAAGAGGGCGAGCGCACGUACUACUCGGCGACGGAGGAGCGGCCGUACUCGUGCGCGCUGUGCGGCCGCCGCUUCAAGCGCAAGCAGCACCUCAAGGUGCACGCCAACGUGCACGCCAGGAACCAGCCGCCCACCAUCUGGUGCUCCAUAUGCAGCGAAGGUUUCUUCAACAACAGCCAAUUCGAGAGCCACGAGUGUAUGGGCGCCGACCCCGACGAGACGCCGACCAACCAGGAGAACAGCUACCCCACGCACGACAAUGUUGAGAUAAUGAACGUGCCUAUAGUGACGGAGGAGCCGGAGCCGAGCGGGCUGCCGGUGCCGCGGCGCGUGUUCGUGUGCAAGUUCUGCGCGAAGCCCUUCAAGCGCAAGGACCACUACCGCAUCCACUUGCACGUGCACACCGGCGUCAAGUCAUUCUUCUGCGAGGACUGCGGGAAAGGCUUCUACCGCAAGGACCACCUCCAGAAGCACUCGCAGGUGCACACGCGGACGAGGCCGCCGCCGCCGCGCAGGCCCCGCAAGGAGAUGCCGGAGCUCUACCCCAUACACAUGUUCAAGACGCCCGACACCAGGGCCAGCGUCAAGCCGGAGAUCACUAUCACUGCGCCAUCGAACACAAAACUACGAGUGCCGCUGCAAAUCAAGGUGCCGUACCAAGUAGUGACGUCACUCGACAACGGCGAGCAGCGCGUCACCACCGUCGACCCGCGCGACCUGCUCUCCUGAUACGAGCUCAUGUACGGUUAGCCGAGAAUGAAUAAUAAUAUAACAUAGUAAAUGGUCAAGCUACACCCCGCUCUGAAUGAAAUUACCUCACCCCGCGGCGGCAAAUUGACGAAGGGUCGGUUGUACGAAACCGUCUCACCGCUAAACCGUUCGCUAAAUUUUAUUGUACGGGAAAUUUCAGAGAUCUCUGCUGCGUGACGUUGAUCAGUCUGUUAACUUUGGCUGGUGCAACUCUCCCUAAGACUGACCGAAUUUUAGUUCGAUUAGCAACGCGAUGAUGGAACGUGCGGCUA